Molecule: messenger RNA, 2668 nt
Organism: Bufo bufo (common toad)
Lineage: Eukaryota; Metazoa; Chordata; Amphibia; Anura; Bufonidae
Gene: R3HDM4
Product: R3H domain containing 4
Exons: 8
Coding region: 148-927 (259 amino acids)
Molecular function (GO): nucleic acid binding
Source: RefSeq, a predicted model, not a curated record
CAGCCCCGCCCACCUAAGACGUCACGGCACAAGCACAAACAACUACCGACUUGUCCGUGACGUAAUCGGCUGAUCCCAGAGGAGCGACAUUCGUGACGUUAUUUCCGCCAGGAGUGACCGGCACCUGAGCAGCUACCGAACGCUAGGAUGGUGAUUAACCACAGAACCGAUGCUGGGGUUGUGGGGGAGUCCGAGAGCCCUCGGUUGAUCGAGGAUUGCCUAUCUCCUUUGCCAAGCUCUCCAUCCAAGAAGACUUCUAGUGCUAAGCGCAAGCAGUACUAUAUAAACCGUGCAAUCCGAAACUCUGAUCUGACUCCUAAAGCUAAAGGGCGCAAGAGUCUUCGUCGCCUGGAAAACAAUCGCUAUCUAAUGAGUUUGCUAGAACGGGAUGAGUGUGUUAUGGAUGACGUUGACUCUUACAUGUGUGCAUCUCCCAGCAUAUUUGCAGAAGCCUGCAAUAAUGAGAUAUACAUUGAGAUUUGGAAUGAUUUUAUGAACCGUUCUGGAGAAGAGCAGGAGAAAGUGCUCUUUUACCUGGAGCAGGAAGUGAGGAAACCUAGAGAGAAGAUGAAUAAAUGCAAGGAUGAGAGGACAGAAGAUCCUGCUUAUACCCCUGAGGAGUGUUAUCAGAGGAUCAGCCGGAGUCUACGUUGCACCCUGAAAAGACGCCAGAUACCAAUGGGUACACUGGAGGACUUGGAAGAGGAGAUGCUUUCAUUUUUCUCAGUCAACCCAGAAUCUGUGUACAUUUCUAUGAUGGAAAACAGUUAUCAGCGCCUCCUGCUGCAUGCUGUGUGUCAGUACAUGGAUCUGGCCUCUGCCAGUUCCAAUUUCGACGGCAAACGUCAGAUGCGUGUGGUCAACAGGAACAGAGAGUUCUGCCCUCCAGAAUUGCUGCUUUCCUCCUACCUCCAGUUGAAAUGCUGAUGCCAGCCCUAUACUUGAGGAGCUAGGGUACAUUCACACGACCGUGUGUAAUCCUUUCCGUUUUGCGGACCGCAAAUUAUGGAACAGUGUGUCCGCAUUUUGCGGACGAAUGACUUGUGUUUAUGUUUCGUAUGUCUGCUGUUUUUUACGGUCCGCAAAAAACGGAAGGGGAAAAAAAAAAAAGAAUUAUUAAUUCAUAGUUGUCAAGGAAAUACAGAAACGGAUCCGCAAAAACGGAUGCCAUACGGAAAACAUUCCGUAUGUCAUCCGCAAUUUGCGGAUCCAUUGACUUGAAUGGGGCUGCGGACUGAUCUGUGCGGACAAUAGUAGUACAAGCUUCAUAUUUUUGCAGACUAGAAAUGCGGAAACACAGAUGCGGACAUGUUAUCCGCACAUUUUAUUCACCCAUAGGAAUGAAUGGAUCCACAUCUAUUCUGCAAAAUGCGGAACGGAUGCGAAUCGGAAGCGGCUAAAAUUAUACAGUCGUGUGAAUGUACCCUUAAGGUGCCUUCACACGCUGUGGAUUUUGCAGAAAAUUAGUUCACCUGAAUGAGGCUUGCAGAAAUAAAUGUUCUUGCCGCCCAAUUUAAAUGAAUUUUAUUUUCAUUUAUUUUAUGCACUUAUAUAUAGCUUCUAUAGUGCUGUCCCCAAUGGGGCUCACAAUCUAAAUUCCCUAUCAGUCUGUCUUUGGAGUGUGGGAGGAAACUGGAGUACCUGGAGGAAACCCACGCAAACGCGGGGAGAACAUACAAACUCCAUGCAGGUGUUGUCCGUGGUCGGAUUCGAACCCAGGACCCCAGCACUGCAAGGCACCGUACUGCUGGAACAGAUUUUUAGUUGUGGAAAACUAAACCCGUCUCCCAGCAGCAUUGUUCUUUAUUGCUCCGCACAGGGCGUUAUUACUCCGCUGUGACCUGCUCUUCUCUAAAUGUCAGAAGCAAAUCAGAGAUGUGUUCUAUAGAAUUGUAAUUGUGUAUUUGUAUAGCCGGCUGCACAAGCAGAUAAAAAAUUGACAAAGCCAAACCAUUGUGUGUGGCUGGGCCACGUGGGAUUAUGGAGAUGUCGUGGUCAUUAGUGAAGUGUCUAAUAUUUUUAAAUAUACUUCUGUUCAUGUAAAGUAUUUCCUCCUCUUAACAAUUUACCCAUUUCAAGGGCAUUUGACCCCAUAGUAAAUUUUACCUUAUCACUUAAAUAUGCCAAAAGUUACCGAUUGAUGGGAGUUUGACUUCAGAGGCCGCCUCCGAACUUCUAAAGGAGGAGUCACAGAAGCACAGCACCAGCCUGGCAGGAACUGGUCGUUAGGCUGCUUUAUUACCACGUUAUGGUUGUGUAUACUAUUCGUAUAGUAUUGCAGAAGAAGCAGUCUGUCAUACAGAAUGACAUUGUGAAUUUAUACGGACAGAGGGGGUCAUUUAUCAAACUGGUGGAAAGUAGAACUGGCUUAGUUGCCCAUAGCAACCAGUCAGAUUCCACCUUUCAUUUUGGACAUUUCCUUUGGAAAAUGAAAGGAGGAAUCUGAUUGGUUGCUAUGGUCAACUAAGCCAGUUCUACUUUACACCAGUUUGAUAAAUGACCCCCAGAGUUCUUAAUUCAGUAAUUCUAUCUUUGUUUAAAAAGUUUGUAUAGUCACUUUCUUCCUGUUUAUUCGAGGUUAUGAAUGAUUAUUGAGUCUUAAAGCGAGGCUUGCAUGCAGCUGGCAGGUGCUAACUAACCUACAAUAAAUGGGUUCAGAGAAAAUGGA